Molecule: messenger RNA, 2018 nt
Organism: Cheilinus undulatus (humphead wrasse)
Lineage: Eukaryota; Metazoa; Chordata; Actinopteri; Labriformes; Labridae
Gene: pla2g15
Product: phospholipase A2, group XV
Exons: 7
Coding region: 170-1432 (420 amino acids)
Biological process (GO): ceramide metabolic process; phosphatidylcholine metabolic process
Cellular component (GO): lysosome
Source: RefSeq, a predicted model, not a curated record
GCGCCACUGGGUGGGUUUCUCUGUAUUCAGGAUCUCGUGAUCACUACCUUCCUGUUUGCAUCGAGUACUGUAUCUUAAAGGUAAAAGAUCGCCGCUUUUAAAAUUCUGUUACAGAUCUAUACACGCCGCGUAGGCGUUAUGAUCGCUUGGCUAUGAGACUUAGAGAACCAUGGUGGCUUGGCACCGGAUCGUAACCUGUUUUUCGCUGCUCCAAAUCGGUUUGUUAUUGUCGCUGUUGGCUCACAGCAGCGAGAAACCGUCUGGGAAAUGUUUUCCAAAGGAGUCCUGUCAGCCCUCGAGACCUCCUGUGGUUCUGAUACCAGGGGACUUGGGAAACCAGUUGGAGGCGAAGCUGGAUAAACCAAGUGUGGUCCAUUACAUCUGCUACAAGAAGACCGACUCUUUUUUCACCCUGUGGCUCAACCUGGAGCUCCUUGUACCUGUGGCCAUAGACUGUUGGAUAGACAAUAUUAGGCUGAUCUACAACAGGACAACACACACUACCUCAUCCCCACCAGGUGUGAACAUUCGUGUACCAGGGUUUGGAAAGACGUGUUCACUGGAGUACCUUGACCCCAGUAAACGCAGUGUUGGUAUGUAUUUCUUUACUAUUGUGCAGGCGCUGGUAGAGUGGGGCUAUACCAGAGAUGAUGAUGUCAGAGGAGCUCCCUAUGAUUGGAGGAGAGCACCAAAUGAGAAUAAAGAGUUCUUCCUGGCAUUGCAGAGGAUGAUUGAAGAGAUGGCAGAGAAAGCUGGUGGGCCUGUGGUGCUGAUUGCGCACAGCAUGGGCAACAUGUACACAUUGUACUUUCUUAACCAGCAGCCACAGGCCUGGAAAGACAGAUACAUCAAAGCUUUUAUCUCUCUGGGACCACCAUGGGCAGGGGUGGCAAAGACCCUGCGUGUGCUUACCUCUGGUGAUAAUAACCGCAUACCAGUGAUCAGCCCCUUAAAGAUUCGCUCCCAGCAAAGAUCUGCUGUGUCCACCUCCUGGCUGCUCCCUUAUAUCCAUUCUUGGCCUAAAGAUAAGGUCCUGGUCCAAACACCCACCACCAACUAUACUGUGCUUGACUACAAGCAGUUCUUCUCAGACAUUGAUUUUGAAGAUGGCUGGCUGAUGCGGCAGGACACAGAGACAUUAGUGGCUGAUCUCACGGCACCUGGGGUUGUUGUCCACUGCUUGUAUGGCAGUGGCAUUCCCACAUCGGAAGCCUUCCAGUACUCUGACAAGUUUCCAGAUGUGGAGCCAACAGUGGUGUUUGGGGAUGGUGAUGGCACAGUAAACCUGCUAAGUGCUGUCCAGUGCAAGCGCUGGAUAGGAAAGCAGAAGCAGUCUGUUACAUUAAAAGAGCUUCCAGGGAAUGAGCAUGUGAACAUGUUAUUGAACUUCACAACAGUUGCAUACAUCAGGAGUGUGCUGUUUUCUCCAUGAUAUUGUAGAAACUGAGGAUCAGAUUGAUAGUAAGAUGGCUUUACUCAAAGCUAAGCUAAGCUCAACAUACUUGCACACAGAGAUAUGAUGGACAGGGACUGUUUCCUUGAUCUGUUUCUCUGAACCUUUACUGCCAAAAUACUUUGUUGUGCAUGCUGCAUCUCUUAAGAAAAACUAUUUGAUAUUUUAUAGUACCUUUGCAGAAUUGGGGUUUUAAAUAAUUUUAGAGCUGCACAAACAUGCAACUUCUAUAAUUUUAUAAUUUACUGUCAAUUAAGCAUAUACAUACUAGUUUAUACAUUAACGUCAGGAUUAAAGCACCAAAGGAAGACCUUCUAUUGUUAUACCUUCAGUCAGUAGUGUCUGUCAAAUUCAAAGCCAGUAGUAUGAUGUGUUUUAAGUGUCUUAGACAUAAAUCAAAGUCAUAUCUUUUUAUUAGUUUUGCAGAAUAGAUUGCUGAAUUCUUUUUUCUGUUAUUGCACUAGGCACAGGCUGUAAUAUCAUCUUUGUUGGAGUAUCAUAUUAUGUUUUAGUGCUGUUUUUAUUUUCAAAUUACUAAAACAUGUUAAUAAAAACUUCUAUCAUA